This is a messenger RNA of Elaeis guineensis (African oil palm), 3336 nucleotides long. RefSeq names its product putative chloride channel-like protein CLC-g. Gene Ontology annotation, molecular function: voltage-gated chloride channel activity. Gene Ontology annotation, biological process: chloride transport; transmembrane transport. Lineage: Eukaryota; Viridiplantae; Streptophyta; Magnoliopsida; Arecales; Arecaceae. The record is from RefSeq and is a predicted model, not a curated record. Gene Ontology annotation, cellular component: plant-type vacuole membrane; intracellular membrane-bounded organelle.
CUCAUUUCCCACCUCGUGUCAUACAUGGGACCCACGAGAGCGACACCGAACGGGACGGCCACAAGACUGGUUUAAUUCUAUCGAUACCGGAGCAAAGAAGGACCUCCGGAAAUAGUUAACGUCCAUCUGAUCCCUCGUGGUCUGUGAACCUCCAACCGCCCACAUGCUGAGGCCAAAUUCGUUUGGGACGCAGACAAGUGAGUCAGAGACUCGUGGGGCCCAUAUCACGAAUGACACCAUCCUCGAUUCUUGGUGUGUUUGGAUGGGUUCAUCUUGUGGUUCUCGUUUCAGGUGCAGGAAGUGUAAACUGAAAAUAUAAUUAGCUGUCAGAUGAGGCACAAGGACAGCCUUGCACGUCUGUCUUCGCCCGCCUUCUCCUCAGCCAAUGGCAGGCCUUGGAGUCGAAUUGAUAACGCCGUUAUUGUGUUGCGGUGAUCUACCUGUUACCGUUAUCACAUCGCGAGGUCGGAAACCACAGUCUGUAACGGCUUUCCAAGUUUUCCGAUUAAGUUAGUAUUACCAGGCAAACGUCUCCAUAACGCCGUUAUUCAAGCAGCUACGCUUCCCUCCCUCCUUCCGCCCCUCCCCGGGGAGUUCCAUUCCCACUCCUCUCCACAGCAGCACUUCCUCUCUCUCUCUCUCUCGCAUGGCGACCAUGGCUCACAGAGCGGAGUCGAACGAAGAGGAGGAGCAGAGGGAGGCAAUGAGGGAGCCUCUUUUGGAGCAUCUCCACUCCAUCAAUCUCCGCCGCCACGCCCCCAACAGCACCUCCCAAGUGGCCAUCAUUGGCUCCAACCUAUGCCCCAUCGAGAGCCUCGACUACGAGAUGAUCGAGAAUGACCUCUUCAACCAAGAUUGGAGAAGCCGCGGGCGGGCCGCCAUCCUCCAGUACAUCUCCCUCAAGUGGACACUCUGUUUUCUCGUCGGUAUCCUCGCCGGCGCCGUCGGUUUCUUCAACAACCUCGCCAUCGAGAACCUUGCAGGCAUCAAGUUCGUCGCCUUCUCCAAACUGAUGCUGGCCAACAAGUAUUGGCUGGCGUUCGGGAUGUUUGCUGCUUCGAAUUUGGCUCUUUUAUUGUCUGCAUCGACGAUUACGUCGUACAUUUCGACGGCUGCCGCGGGAUCGGGAAUACCGGAGGUGAAAGCUUACUUGAAUGGUGUGGAUGCUCCUGAUAUCUUCUCUCUGCGUACCCUCGUCGUCAAGAUUCUAGGUUGCAUUACUGCUGUAUCAUCAUCCCUCCAUGUGGGAAAGGCAGGCCCCAUGGUACACACGGGUGCAUGCAUUGCAGCUUUACUUGGACAUGGUGGGUCUCGUAAGUACCACAUGACAUGCAAAUGGCUGCGGUACUUCAAAAACGAUAGAGAUAGACGCGACCUUGUAACCUGUGGUGCUGCUGCUGGAGUUGCUGCUGCUUUCCGUGCCCCUGUUGGUGGUGUUCUCUUUGCUCUUGAAUCACUGUCAUCAUGGUGGAGAAGUGCCUUAAUCUGGAGAGCAUUCUUCACAACUGCAGUAGUUGCUGUAGUGCUUCAGGCACUAAUUAGCAUUUGUAAUAGUGGAAAGUGUGGCUUGUUUGGCAAGGGGGGGCUAAUAAUGUUUGAUGUUACUUCAGAUGGUAUUACCUAUCACCUCGUGGACUUACCUCCAGUGAUCCUUCUUGGUGUUAUUGGAGGAAUACUGGGAAGUCUCUACAACUUCCUGAUGUUGAAAGUUCUUCGAAUAUAUAGUCUUGUUAAUGAGAAAGGUUCUGUCUACAAGUUGCUUCUUUCUGCCAUUUUGUCCAUAUUCACAUCUUGUUGUCUAUUUGGGUUACCAUGGCUUGCAUCUUGCAGGCCUUGCCUUAAGAAAGAUUGCUCUUCCAUAGGUCACUCCAGCAAUUAUAAGCAGUUUCAAUGCCCUCCCAUGCACUACAAUGAUCUGGCUAGCUUAAUUUUUACCACCAACGAUGAUGCUAUCAGAAAUCUCUAUGCCACUGGCACAAAUUAUGAGUUGCACCAGACAUCAAUCUUGUUGUUCUUUGUUGCCUCCUACAUUCUUGGCAUCUUAAGCUAUGGUGUUGUGGCUCCUUUUGGUCUUUUUGUGCCCAUUAUCUUGACGGGUGCGAUCUAUGGACGUUUUGUCGGCAUGCUGACGGGUUCACACUCAAAUCUAGACCACGGCCUCUUUGCUAUCCUUGGGUCUGCUUCCUUUUUAGGUGGAACAAUGAGGAUGACUGUGUCCAUGUGUGUUAUUCUCCUUGAACUUACCAACAAUCUCUUAUUGCUUCCUCUGGUUAUGUUGGUUCUGCUAAUAUCCAAAACAGUGGCAGACUCUUUCAAUGCCAAUAUCUAUGAUCAGAUUCUUAAAUUGAAGGGGCUUCCUUAUCUUGAAGGUCAUGCAGAACCUUACAUGAGGCAACUCACAGUCAGUGAUGUGGUUACCGGUCCUUUGCAAACCUUUAAUGGUGUAGAGAGAGUCGGAAACAUAGUCCAUGUUUUAAAGACUACAGGUCAUCAUGGUUUCCCUGUGAUAGAUGAACCUCCAUUCUCCUCUACUCCUGUGCUGUUCGGCCUAAUCCUUCGGGCACACCUCCUAGUUUUGUUGAAGAAGAAGGAUUUUCUGCCAACUCGUUCACGCUCCAAUGUUGAUGCAUCAAAGAUGUUUGUGGCUAAUGACUUUGCAAAGCGUAGCUCAGGCAAACAUGAUCGCAUUGAGGAUAUAGAACUGACUGCAGAAGAGAUGGAGAUGUUCCUUGAUUUGCAUCCAUUUACAAACACAUCACCUUAUACUGUGGUGGAGACAAUGUCAUUGGCCAAAGCUCUCAUACUGUUCCGAGAAGUUGGCUUAAGGCAUCUCCUGGUUGUGCCAAAGUCCUCUCCUAGGGCGCCAGUGGUAGGCAUACUUACCAGACAUGAUUUUAUGCCUGAGCAUAUAUUGGGAUUGCAUCCUUACCUGAUGCGCAGCAGAUGGAAGAGAUUACGAAUCAGGAUGUCGACUUUCAAGAAAUAUUUCAGGGGUUUUCUGAUGUGGGCUUGCACUUAGCAUUUGAGAUCUACCAGAUCUAAGUGAAGAGCAGGCUUCAAUUUUUCAUAUUCUGAUGACACAAAGGAGAUACAGAAUCAUAUCUAUUUUGAUUUACAUGGCAAGGUCAUGUUCAGAAGUGUUUUGCAAAUGAGAGCUGCAAAUGCUUUAAAAAUUCUCCAAAGUCUUUGCCACUGGUGUAUGAGUCAAGAUUGAACCAUUUUCAUGUGCCAUAAACACAAUAUAAUAUGUUUUCAUUCAAUUUUUUGCAUUGAAGCUGUAUAAUACAAUUUGCUCUGCCAUAUGUUAAAUAAGUCAGCAUUGCUAUUUAUUUCAAA